AUGAAAUUUGGAAAGGAUUUGAUAACAGGAAUAGAGAGGUACUUCACGUCUUGGAAGAGCCCUGAUGAUCCUUCUACAAGUUUGUAUAAAUUCUGGGUAGACACAAAUGGAUAUCCACAAAUUUUUCUGGGAGAAGGUCAAGGUGAAACCUUGAGGCUUGGACCAUGGAACGGUGUUAGCUUUCAAGGCAUUCCUGAGGAAAGCAUGAAUGCAAUUUACUCCACAGAAUUUGUUGUGAAUCAGAAAGAAAUAUAUUAUAUCCAUAAACUUAAGAGUACAACUGUUCAGAGGCUUCUUUUGGCGUGGGACGGCAUGGCACAACGGUUGUAG
Lactuca virosa is the source of this 330-nucleotide messenger RNA. Lineage: Eukaryota; Viridiplantae; Streptophyta; Magnoliopsida; Asterales; Asteraceae. The record is from the annotation of a GenBank genome assembly.